CUUAACAAAUCAGACCAAAAAACUGUAAAACACUUUUCUCUUUCUGUCGCUUCCUUCUAAAUUUUCCAUUUCAAAACUUGAAACUCUUCUGAAAAACUCUCUCAUAAUUUCAGCUCCAUCAGCUGAACCAGACCCAAGAAUUUUUCUUUUUCUUUUUUUUUUUUUUUUCAUUUUGAAAAACCAAAUGCCUGAUUCCGAAACCACAGCUGCGUGACUUUAACACUCUCGUUCCGUUUCCCUUUUCCAUGGACUACAAUGUAACCGCUUUCACCAACCGCCAAGAAUCCGUUACCGGUGAUGGCGAUAAUGAUGAUUCCAAAACCUUUGAUCACGGCGGCGUUUGUGGUAGGAUAGGCGGUAGCAUUGCGGAGAGGAGGGCGGCAACGUGCGGGUUCAAGGCGGAGAGGAUAAGUACGGCGAGGUUCCGGACCUCCACUAGCCCUUUGGGCUCCCCAUCGGCUCGGUCGCCUUACCUUACUAUUCCUCCUGGGAUUAGCCCCGCUGCUUUACUGGAUUCUCCUAUUAUGUUGCCCAACGCUCAAGCAUCUCCAACCACUGGAACAUAUCCUGUACCACUGCUUAAUCAGGAUGGUCAAGUGCCAAAUCAUAGCAAUGGGGACAGAGGCGGCAAUAUAUUUUCUUCCUUUACCUCCAAGCCACAGAAUAUGGAUUCUCAGCUAAGCUUUUCUAGUUUAGAAGAUCAGGUUUCUUCCUCUUUCAAUCUCGUUCAGAAAGCUGAGGUUGAUUAUCAACCUCUUGUCCAUUUGGAUACCCCUUUGGAUUUUGAAUUUCCUGCAGAAUUUUCCAAAGAAGCUACUUCAAGGAGUUUUGCAGUAGAUUCAGCUGCUGAAGUCAAAGUUCUAAAUAACAUUGUGAAUGAUAAUGCUAACUUGGGAUUCCAUCCUUCUGAGUUGGCUAGCUAUCAAAUGUCUAUGCCGAAAGAGCCUCUUCAUGGACAAGAUGUCAGCACAAAUCUUUCAGAAGGUGAUCAGAUGGGGACAAACACUGCAGCGGGAACAGCAAGAACAUCAGAAGAUGGAUAUAAUUGGAGGAAAUAUGGACAGAAACAGGUAAAAGGUAGUGAAUAUCCAAGAAGCUACUAUAAAUGUACCCAUCCAAAUUGUCAGGUGAAGAAGAAGGUGGAGCGAUCACUUGAUGGCGAAAUUACUGAAAUCAUCUACAAGGGUGCCCAUAAUCACCCAAAGCCUCAGCCUUGUUGUCAGCCAUCUAUUGGGUCCACUUUAUCAUCUGAUGAAAUGUCAGAGAGUGCAGAAGGCAGUGGAACUUGUAUCAAAGUUGAAGGUGGUUUAAUUUGGAGAAAUGCCCAUGCAGGUUCAAAGGAUAUUAAGCUUGGAUCUGAUUGGAGAACUGAUGGUCUGGAAAGAACAUCCUCAACAUCCAUCGUAACUGAUCUUUCUGAUCCACUAUCAACUGCUCAAGGGAAAUCUGUUGGUGCAUUUGAAUCAGCUGAAACCCCAGAGUUUUCAUCAGCACUUGCUAGUCAUGAUGAUGAUAAUGAUGGUAGGGCUACCCAGGAUAUUAUAUCACUCUGUGAUGAUGCAGCUAAUGAUGAUGAGUCUGAGUCAAAAAGAAGGAAGACUGAGAGCUGCUUGACUGAGAUGAAUGUGGCUUCUGGGGCGCUCCGUGAACCAAGAGUCGUUGUGCAAAUAGAAAGUGAUGUGGACAUACUUGAUGAUGGCUAUCGUUGGAGGAAGUAUGGACAGAAGGUUGUCAAAGGAAACCCUAAUCCUAGGAGCUAUUACAAAUGCACAAGUCCUGGAUGUCCUGUGAGAAAGCAUGUGGAAAGAGCUUCCCAUAACCUAAAAUAUGUACUCACGACAUACGAUGGAAAACAUAAUCAUGCAGUUCCAGCAGCCAGAAGCAGCAGUCAUGUAAACUCAAAUGGUUGUACUUUACCCCCAACCGUGCCUAACACUCAAGCUGCCCUAGUAUUAUCCAGAAAUACCCAUGCUCUAAGGCCUGAAACACCAAUCCAAGAUAUUUCACCUCCUUUUGAUCAAAAGCCUGAAUUUAAAAAUGAAUAUGUGAGACCUAGUUUUCUUGGAGAUUUCAGCAAUGAGAUGAACCUUGGGGCAUCUUCUCUGGCUUCGGUGUACCAAAUGAAGUUUCCUUCCAUACAAAAUGCUGUUCCUUACAGCUCUUUUGGACUGAACCGAAACUGCAUUGGAGCUCAUUCAUCUGGCCCAAUUGCCUCGACAGUUCCAACUUUUCCAAUUUCAUUGCCAUUGAAUCUCCCAACAUCUGCAAAUCUAUCAUUGGCUGGUUUUGAUAUUAAUUAUGGUGCGAAAUCAAUUGGUCCAGCUCACUCUUUCCUUUUAGGGCAACAGUUAAAAGAGAAUGGUACAAGGUUCCAUGGGAUUAAAAAGGAGCUAAAAGGCCAAUGGAAAUUUUCCAUCCUAGAUCGCAUUUAUUUGCUUCUUGGUAGAGUCUGUAAGAUGUUGGGUUCUACUCAAGUUUCUCCAGAAUUAAAGGUUCUUUCUCAAGCUAUGUUGCUGAAUUAUCAUAUAUAGUUUUUCUCCUUCCUAUUUAUACCGUUUCUUAUACAAAUUUCUAACAAAUAUAUGUAUGUGAUCCUUUAUGAUUUUCCAUUUUAUGCAUAGAAACUAAAUAUUACAGGUUAAAAAUUGUUUGUAUCUUGAUGCUUUGUGCUUAAUUGUGAAAAUUGUUUCUUAAUGUUUUAUUAUUUAAUUGUUAUACUAUAGGAUUAUUUAAUUAAUGUCCCCACCCCACCCUACUAUAGGAUUGGGCUGUUCUCAAUUUCAAUCUCCAAGCACUAACACUCAUUUGACUUAUUUGAAGCAAGUGCUGUACAAACUAUCAUUAAUUUGAAUGCUCUCAUAUGGUAGACUUUGAAUUGAAAAUGAAUCUCCAUGCUUUGUGACGUAUUUUCCUGGGCAAUGUGGUAGGCCAUUGAAAAGCUUUAUAGCAGUAGAAAUUUUUUUUUUCUGUUAAGUUUAUUGAAGAAAUAGGUAUGGAGCUUGGCAUGGUUUGAAUCUAUCAGCUGUGUCUGGAUUCUUAUGUCUGUUUGCGAGUGAAGAUUGCUGAUAAGUAGGUGCAUGGAUGUUUAAAUGUAAUUAAUAUACCAUGUUAUAUCCUUGAAUGUCAUCAUUUGCACUUGCAAUUUUAAUUACUUUACUGAAGCUUAGUUAAGACUAGUGUACCAUGGCCAUUAUUCUUUUUUCGCAAAAUUUAAUGGGACGUGCAGUUUCCAUUUCCUAUUCGGUAUGGGAUUAAAUACACCCUAUCUAUUCUCUUAGAGAGCGUGACAUUGGGAUCAAGCUGUGUGUGAACUUGCCUAAAGGUUGCUUGCGGGAAUUGCGUAUUUACUGUCCAGUUUUUAACAGGCAUGGGAUUGGCUAUUUGUUUUGAGCUGAAGAA
Molecule: messenger RNA, 3399 nt
Organism: Durio zibethinus
Lineage: Eukaryota; Viridiplantae; Streptophyta; Magnoliopsida; Malvales; Malvaceae
Source: RefSeq, a predicted model, not a curated record